CCGCGCUGCCGCCUCGCCGAGCGAGCCCUCAGUAGCAAGGCCCGGCCCGGACCGAGAGCACGCGCACGGCUCCACGCCGCCCUCAACUUCCGCCACUUUGUGUUGUGGGCCUACACGGCCGCGAUGGAGAUGUCCCGGGCCGUCGCCUCCGUGUGCAUGCUGCUGUUGGCGGUCGUCGCCGUCCUGGCCAAGGACCCCGCCAAGGCCAAGGACAUGAUGAAGAAGUCGAUCGUGUUCGACAAGAACACCCCCGACGUCUUCUACUGCCCACAGUCCAAGCCAACCGGCUUCGACAAGAUGAUCGUCCGCGCGCGGCCCCUGCAGAAGCUCUGCGAGCACGACGGCAACCCGCUGCCCGAGGACUACAAGAGCGACUGCUACAACGACGUGGACGAGACGACCUACGCGUGCAAGGAGAAGAAGCGCAUCAUGAAAUACAUGAAAGCUUUUACAAACGAGGAGGCCAGUGCUUCUGAAUGGGGUCGGAAGACGAUGCGGAUGCACCCUCCUGGGACAGACAACGCAGAUAACCACUACCCGUUUGUGCGAAGCAACGACAAAGUCAUCAAAGUAAAGUCUAACCCAAGAAGCAAGAGUCAAACUCAGAAGAGGCGGAACAAGCAUCAAAAUUAGUUAAUUGUUAAUGUAGGGUCCCCAGUUGGGUCCCCAGUUAUGAAUGAUCUUCAUAAGAAACAGUCCUCUUAUAGUGCUUUUGCACAUCACAGAGAAAACUUUUCUGUUUAAUAACCACACUAGUUAAGAACAGUUUAACUAUACUUUCUACUGGAAACAACAACUGACAAGCAUUUGGUUACAAUCAAUAUUAAGAAUUUCCCAGAGAGCAAAUUCAGCUUAAUUGGUUUGUACCUCAGCUUUGAACUUGAACCAAAUUUGCUUUGCACAGCAAAUUUGAAGAUUUCUGCAGGUGGUGCUCGUUAGAAAGUAACCAGUUUUCAGUGGCUGAGUAUAAACUGUAACUUAUGUCUGUGAUUUCUAUGCCAUCUGCAGAACAAGCCAUAUGACUCAAUGAAGUCUCAGUGGCUUGUUACGACUUCAACUGAGGCGUUAGUUAAGGAUGUUUGACAACAACAAAAACAAUGUUUGAUUAAUCUAGGCUGUCUAUUAUCUUUUGUACAUAACAUAGCAAAAAUUAAAUCCAUGAAACUAAAUAAACAUUUCUAAAACUUUAAUGAAAACAAACUGAAAAUUUGUUUUAUUUUUACAAAAAAAAGUAACAUUAUUAAUGAAGUGAUCAGGCAUUCCACAAGUACAAUAAAAUUCUCAAGCAACUAGAAAUUCAUUAAUAAUACAAUAAAUGAAGUAUACAAUGUUUCUGUUUGUUUUGCUUUAUAAAUAAAUGUUUUUUAAGUUAUAGACCUUAGCUUUCUACCCCAUAUGCUGAACUAAAUUACUUUCAACCACAUAUGAGGGUUUUGAGGCUCUCAUGAUACGCACUUCAUAAAGAGGAACUCUAUCACCUUUUAAGGAAGCCAGUUUGACAACAAACUUUCAAGUUGAAGUCUGAUAAAUAAUUGAAUUAGAAAGUCAAAGUGUAAAGGUGACCACCACGGAUCUAGGCCGUGUGGCCACUGCCAACUCUCCUUCAUCUAGUAAAAAAAUAAUGAAAAAUAUCUAGUCUACCAACUUAUGUCUUGCCCAAGGGUGAAAAAUGGAUGGUUUGCUUAAUUAAAUCCAAAUUUCUACAACAACAAAAAAAAAAAAAAA
Molecule: messenger RNA, 1725 nt
Organism: Thrips palmi
Lineage: Eukaryota; Metazoa; Arthropoda; Insecta; Thysanoptera; Thripidae
Exons: 6
Coding region: 124-633 (169 amino acids)
Source: RefSeq, a predicted model, not a curated record